UUAUAUGCCCUUCGGCCAUCGGUGCGACCUUCUUGAAGGAGCAAAUCGUCCACCCGGGCGCGCACCGAAUCCCUCAUCCGAAGAGAGCUGUCGCUUCUCCCCAUCCGUCUCCACAAUCCCAAUCUAUCGGCUUCCCUGCGCUCGCGAUGCUUCCGUUUUCUCCCACCAUCUCGGCGGAGAUCGCGUCUUUGCUUCACUCCCUCACUAGCUCCAACUAUCAAUCGGUUCUCCACGAUCUAUGCCAGUUUGUUGAAUAUGGAAUUGAUGGCUGCAUUUUGCUUCUUCAAAUCUGCUUGGAUCAAGUCAAGUUUCAUGAUGGAGAUCUGCAGAGCAUGCAACUGAAAUCAGAACUCCUUUCUGUUAUAUUUAGAUAUUUGUUGGAGAGGCCAAAUUUCAGUACUGUCUUUUGUCAAUCGUUAAGAACUCAAGUUAGUGAGAUUUACCUUGAAGAUCUAUCUAAGGCACUGCACCUCUCGAUCCCUGAGAAGAUUGGCAUUGGUCUGGCUUUGUCAGAUUCUGAUGAUAUGGAUGUUAGAUUGAAAGGUCAAAACUUCUGCAUGGUCCAGAUCAAGGAACUGUCUGCUAGUCCUGGUCAUAUAGAAUCUGAUGACCUAAUUCAGAACAUUAUUAUGUUUCUUCAUCGGUGUGAGGGGCUCUCAAAGCAUGUUGAUGCUUUUAUAGCAAUGCUAUCUCUAGUGCAGAUGAAAGAGAAAACUCCUUUUAUAUUGUCCCCAAUGUUUUCUGAUCCUUUAAGUGAAUCGGGUGGUAUGAGGAGUUUGGACAUCUCCUGUGAGUCUAGUGAACAUGACUUCAACACUUUGUUAGCUGAGAUACAGAAAGAGAUAAGCAUGGAUGAUAUUAUAAGAGAACUGGGUUAUGGAUGUACUCUUAGUGGUUCCCAUUGCAAAGAGAUACUUUCACUAUAUUUACCAUUAAAUGAGGUUUCCGUUGCGAGGAUAAUUAGCACCAUUGUGCGUACACAUACAGGCCUUGAGGAUAGUCAGACUGCUUAUGCAACUUUCUGCUCUGCUCUUUGCAACAGUUCAGUUGCUGAUUCUUCAUGGAUGAAUUCCUGGAAUAUUGACGUUCUUCUAGAUUCUAUUAAGCAGAUUGCACCUGAAACAAAUUGGAAAGUUGUGAUGGAAUACCUGGAUCACGAGGGAUUCUAUUUGCCAGAUGAAAAGGCUUUCUUGCUUCUCAUGUCCAUAUACAGAAAUGCAUGCCAGGAUCCUUUUCCACUGUCUGCCGUAACUGGUGUUACUUGGAAAAAUGCUGAAGGGCAGCUGUCAUUUCUGAAAUAUGCUAUACCUGCGUCACCUGAAGUAUUCACGUUUUCUCAUGCUGCAAGACAAUUGUCUUACAUGGAGUUGCCCCAAGGAAAUAGGAUUCAACAAAUUUUCCCAAACAUGUCAUGGAUGUGUCUUGAUUUGCUACAGGUGUUGUGUGAACUGGCAGAGAAGGGGCAUGCUGGUACUGUGCGUGCUUUGCUUGAGCACCCUCUGAAACAUUGCCCUGAGCUUUUGCUUCUUGGAGUUGCUCAGAUAAAGACUGCAUUCAACCUCAUCCAAUUUGAGCUAUCUUCGACCAUCUUUCCUAUGCUUCUUGCAAAUGAUCCAAAAAGUAGUGGCCUUCAUCAGCUUUGGCUGGUUAACCGUGAUCUAGUUCUGCGGGGCUUCAUAGAUAUUCAUGAUGCUGAUCCAGACAGUGCUUUGCGGAUCUUGGAGAUUUGUCAUGAUUUGAAGAUUCUACACCCUGUUUUGGAUAUGAGUCCAUUCUCAUUCGGUAUUAAAUUAGCUGCUCUUGCAUCUAAAAAGGAAUAUCUGGAUCUCGAAAAAUGGCUGAAUGAAAAUCUUAACAUCUAUAAGGACACAUUCUUUGAGGCUUGUCUGAAGUUCUUGAAAGAAAAAAUGCUUUUUGAUGCUACAAACGAUGCACCAGCUAAUCCUUUUCAGCAUUCUGGGGGUGGUUCAAGUGUUUCUCCAGAGACAGCUUCUGUGUUUUUCAAGGUUCUUCAAGCUCACUCUGGGCAUCUUGUCUCUCGCCAACUUCCCGAUGAAAUGAAAAGAUUGCAUGCAGCAACUGUUCAUGCAAACCCACGUGGUGGAGCUGCAGAUUCAUCAUCACCAGAAGGGUAUCCAGACGAUAUCGAGGCAGAAGCAAACUCUUACUUCCAUCAAUUGUUUUCAGAACAGUUGUUAAUGGAUGCAAUGAUUCAAAUGCUUGCUCGUUUUAGCAGAUCAUCUGAUUGUAGAGAGCUCGCAAUAUUUGAUUGUAUGAUCCAUAAUUUGUUUGAUGAGUACAAGUUCUUCCAGAAAUAUCCAGAGAAACAGCUGAAAAUAACUGCAGUUCUUUUUGGUUCUCUCAUAAAACAUCAGCUUGUAUCCCAUCUGACUCUUGGUGUUGCUCUACGGGUUGUCCUUGAUUCUUUGCGCAAGUCAGUUGAUUCAAAGAUGUUCUUGUUUGGUUCCAAAGCAUUGGAGCAGUUCAUGGACCGGUUGGAGGAGUGGCCACAAUACUGCAAUCAUAUUUUACAGAUAUCUCAUUUACGUGCUACUCACCCUGAGCUAGUGUCAUAUAUUGAAAGGAUUCUAGCUCGUAUCUCAUCAAGCCAGUCUGAAUCAAUUGGAGGGAAUAGUGCUUCUUCAGAUCAACCACAAAAUAAUAUUUCUCUAGAAGCCACUGAAACUGCAGAUAUGAAUGUUUCCAGUACUGUCCAGUCUUUGCCACAAGUUUCCUCUCAACAACCGCUGCAACAGAGACAUCCAAGUUAUUUGGAGGAUCGCCAUAAGGCUUCCAAUGCUCCAGUUAGCCUUGUUAAACCUCUUUUGUCUUCUUCAGUGCAGUCACCCUCGAUUCCUAAUAAUGUUGACCUAGUUAAUGUUCAAAAGUCAACUGCAUCUCAGUCAUCUCAAAGUGUGCCAUCUCUUUCACCUUCUACCGCACCCACUUCCAUGUUGACAUCCCCUGGACUUCUUCGCUCUUCAAGAGGGUUGACACCUGCAGGUGUGCUUAGACAGACAACUUAUAAUACUGGUUUUGGGGCUGCUUUGAAUAUUGAAACACUUGUUGCUGCUGCUGAGAGGCGGGAAACUCCAAUAGAGGCACCUCCUUCAGAAGUUCAGGACAAGAUAUUUUUCAUGAUUAAUAACAUUUCAGCAGCUAAUGUGGAAAUCAAAGCAAAGGAGUUCAUUGAGAUUCUAAAAGAGCAAUAUUAUCCCUGGUUUGCUCAGUAUAUGGUGAUGAAAAGAGCAAGCAUUGAGCCAAAUUUUCACGAUCUGUAUCUGAAGUUCUUGGACAAGGUGAAUUCGAAAUCAUUAAACAAGGAAAUUGUCAAAGCUACUUACGAGAAUUGCAAGGUUCUUCUCAGAUCAGAACUCAUAAAAUCAAGUUCAGAGGAGAGAUCAUUGCUCAAAAACCUUGGUAGCUGGCUUGGAAAAUUUACAAUUGGUAGGAAUCAAGCAUUGAGGGCUAGAGAAAUAGAUCCAAAGCAGCUAAUAAUUGAGGCAUAUGAAAAAGGGUUGAUGAUUGCAGUGAUUCCAUUUACUUCAAAGAUCUUGGAACCUUGUCAAUCCAGCCUGGCUUAUCAGCCUCCCAAUCCGUGGACAAUGGGCAUUCUUGGUUUGCUAGCAGAAAUUUAUGCUCUUCCAAAUCUGAAAAUGAAUUUGAAGUUCGACAUAGAAGUGUUAUUUAAGAACUUAGGUGUGGAAAUGAAAGAUGCUAAAUCUACCUCUCUUCUUAAAAAUCGUGUCCGAGAAGUGGAAGGAAAUCCUGAUUUUUCAAAUAAAGAUCUUGGUGCAUCUCAGCAGCAGGUUGUUGCUGAUCUUAGUACUGGGAUAAUCCCUCCACUGGGUCAAGUCGAUCUGCAGCCUGAAGUGGUCAUUCCACCACAUCCUAGCAGCCAUUCAAGUUAUGCUGGUUCACUUCACCUUUCAUCAAGCACGUUGGGGGAGGAUGAGAAAAUUGGGAACCUAGGAUUGACUGAACGCAUACCUUCUGCUCAGGGAAUAUCACAGGUUGCUCCUACGCAGGCACCUUUUUCUGUCAAUCAACAGCUUUCGAUGCCGAUCCCUAAUCUUGGAACUCAUGUGAUUAUCAAUCCGAAGCUCAAUCCAAUAAGUCAGCAACUGCAGCUUCCAAGAAUAGUGCCAUUAUCCAUGGAAAGGGCUAUGAGGGAGAUAAUAUCCCCUGUUGUUGAGCGUAGCGUCAACAUAGCAUGCAUGACAACAAAAGAACUUGUUUCAAAGGAUUAUGCCAUGGAAUCAGAUGAGAGCCGUACACACAACGCUGCAAACUUGAUGGUUGCAAGUCUAGCAGGAAGUUUAGCUCAUGUGACAUGCAAGGAACCCCUCCGGCUUGCCAUUUCAAAUCAGCUGAGGAAUUAUCUUCCAUCUGUAAAUAUGUCAAAUCUUGCAAGUGACGUUCUCGAACAAGUUGUGCAGAUUGUAACAAAUGACAAUCUUGAUUUAGGAUGUGCAUUAAUUGAGCAAGUUGCGACGGAUAAGGCUCUUCAAAGAAUUGAAAACGAAUUUGCUGAAUUGCUGUCUCUGCGAAGGAAACAAAGGGAAAACCUUAAUGCUGCCUUUUAUGAGGCCAGUACCUAUUCACAAGGAACUCUAGCUCGCCUUCCAGAAGCUCUUCGUCCAAAGCCUGGUCGCUUGUCUGCUGCACAACAAAGAGUAUAUGAGGAUUUUGCUAGGUUCCCAUGGCAAAACCAACCAAGCCAGAGUUCAAAUGCUAUAUCUUCUGCACAACCUGCAUCUUCUGGUGGCUUUGUUGGUUCUGGUUUGUCUCGUGCUUAUGUAUCCAGCUCAGUGCCGAUUAACUCAAGCAUUUAUUCAACCACACAACUAGCUGCAGGAUUUGGUUCUACUGUGCAGCCUUCAGACCAUAUCCCUGAGGAACUGGACACUGGAAUUACUUGUAAUCCUGGAACACCUGAUGCAGCCACUCAGAGUAUUACAGAAGCCAGUUCUUUUGCAUCAUCAGCAUUGCCUGCUGUGCCCACUGAAGUGCACCCCGGAGAAUCUGCUAAUUCUGUAAAGGACUCCGUGCCUUCAUUACAGCCAUCUCUUCCACAAUCAGCCGCAGAGCGCCUGGGGGCCAGCAUAUCUGAGCCUUUGACUACAGGUGAUGCAUUAGACAAAUACGAGGCGGUGGCCCAGAAGCUUGAGAAUUUGGUUGCCAAAGAUGCAAGGGAGGCUGAAAUUCAGGUUCCUAUUGCUGAGGUUCCUGAAAUCAUUCUUAGAUGUGUAAGCAAAGAUGAGGCUGCCAUGGCUAUUGCACAAAAGGUUUUCAAGAGCUUAUAUGAACACUCAUCAAAUAGUGUUCUUGUAUCUUCUAAUCUUGCUAUCCUGGUUGCAAUUAGAGAUGUAUGCAAACUUGUCGUCAAGGAAUUGACCAGCUGGGUUAUAUACUCUGAUGAGGAACGUAAGUACAACAAGGAUAUCAUUUUCGGCCUUAUUAGGUCUGAACUGCUAAAUCUUGCUGAGUACAAUGUGCAUCUGGCAAAACUGAUUGAUGGGGGAAAAAAUAAAGCUGCUACAGAUUUUGCUAUUGCGCUGGUCCAAAGUUUGGUGGCUCAGGAGCUUGGUGUUAGUGCAUCAGAGUUCCAGUCCCUUCUUGAUGCACUGGGGAAGCUUUCCAUGAGAACUGGACUACCAGAGUCAUUGCAGCAAUUGGUCGAGAUUGCAAGAAAUCCUUCUAAUGCAGCAAGCCAGCCUACAGUUGUGAGUGGCAGCGUAGAUAAAGCUAAGUUCAUUCGUGACAAAAAGGUGCAGCCCUUGAGUCGUGCAGUUGCAAGCAGGGAAGGAACAUACUCAACUACUACAGAAUCUGUUGCUGCAGAUUCUGCUGCUUUCCGGGAACAGGUUGCUUAUCUAUUCACAGAAUGGGGUCGAAUAUGUGAAUCUCCUGGAAGCAAUGAGGCAGCUUAUCUUUCUUAUCUUUCACAGCUGCAACAACGUGGAAUACUCAAGGGUGAUGAUGUUUCUGAUAGCUUCUUCCGCAUACUCAUGGAAAUUGCUGUGUCACAUUGCCUAAAUCUGGAUGGCGUUUCUCCUUCUUUAAUUCCACUUCAAGGUGCACAUGUGCAAAACCUCAGCUUCACAGCGGUCGAUAUGUAUGCAAAGCUUGUGUUUUUGCUGGUCAAGUUCUAUGCUUCUGAUCAGGGGUCAAACAAGAUCAUGCUUUUUCCUAAGGUUUUGACUGUAACAGUGAGAUUCAUUCAGAAGGAUGCUGAAGAAAGGAAGGCAGCUUUUAAUCCAAGGCCAUAUUAUAGGUUGUUCAUAAAUUGGAUUUUUGACUUUAAUUCUACUGAUCCAAUUCUUGAUGCUAUUAACUUCCAGGUUUUAACUGCAUUAGCUAAUGCCUUUCAUGCACUUCAGCCAUUGAAAGUUCCUGGUUUCAGUUUUGUUUGGCUUGAGUUGGUGAGUCACAGGAGCUUUAUGCCAAGGUUGCUUAUGAGCAACUCUCCGAAGGGAUGGCCUUUUAUCCAAAAAUUGCUUGUUGACUUAUUCAAAUUUCUGGAACCCUACUUGAGGAAUGCUGAGCUUGGAGAGCCGGUUCUAUUUUUAUACAAAGGCACACUUAGGGUGCUAUUGGUACUACUACAUGAUUUUCCAGAGUUUCUCUGUGAUUAUCACUUCAGUUUCUGUGAUGUGAUUCCACCCAGUUGCAUACAAAUGCGAAAUGUUAUUCUGAGCGCAUUUCCACGCAACAUGCGACUACCUGAUCCGUUUACACCAAACCUUAAGGUUGAUCUCCUUCCUGAAAUCAGCCAACCACCAAGGAUUCUCUCUGAUGUAGAUGGUGCCUUAAAGGUGAAACAAAUGAAGGCUGAACUGGAUGAAUACCUUAAGACUAGGCAACCUGGAUCCACAUUCUUAACAGAACUGAAGCAGAGAUUGUUGCUUCCCCAAGCUGAAGCAUCCUUAGCUGGGACCAGAUACAAUGUCCCCUUGAUCAAUUCACUUGUCCUAUAUGUUGGUAUGCAGCAGGAGAUCCAGCAAAUGCAGAGCAAGUCAGCGCCACAACAGCUUGCAGUUCCAACUCCAAGGAUGACAAAUAGUGCCUACAUGGAUAUUUUUCAGAAGCUAAUCGUGGAUUUGGAUACAGAAGGGCGCUAUCUUUUCUUAAAUGCAGUUGCAAAUCAACUGCGCUAUCCGAACAACCAUACCCAUUUUUUCUCCUGUGUUCUCCUUUUCCUCUUUGCUGAAGCAAAUCAAGAUAUCAUCCAAGAGCAGAUUACAAGGGUGCUGUUAGAGCGCCUGAUUGUCAACCGGCCACACCCUUGGGGGUUACUUAUAACUUUCAUUGAACUCAUAAAGAACCCUUUAUACAACUUCUGGAAUCGGUCAUUUACGCGAUGUGCGCCAGAGAUUGAGAAGCUCUUUGAUUCUGUUGCAAGAUCGUGUGGGGGCCCGGCAGUCAAGGCUGUGGAUGAUUCUCUUGUUUCUGGUCCCAUUUCAGACAACAGCCACUAAUUUUGUUUUAAAUGUGUAUAUAUACAUUUAAUUGGUUAUUUUUUGGCAGGUGUAUCUAGUUCUAGGUGUCAUCUGUGAGUAUUCCAAGCGAUUUUACCUCUUGCAUCCCAAUUGUUUUCUUAAUCAAUGAAAAGUGUCAAUGUCAUAGAUAAAUUGCAAGCUC
Nymphaea colorata (pocket water lily) is the source of this 7644-nucleotide messenger RNA. RefSeq lists its product as uncharacterized. The record is from RefSeq and is a predicted model, not a curated record. Lineage: Eukaryota; Viridiplantae; Streptophyta; Magnoliopsida; Nymphaeales; Nymphaeaceae. Gene Ontology annotation, molecular function: molecular adaptor activity. The coding region runs from base 147 to 7481 and encodes 2444 amino acids. The transcript is spliced from 51 exons. Gene Ontology annotation, cellular component: P-body; CCR4-NOT core complex. Gene Ontology annotation, biological process: nuclear-transcribed mRNA catabolic process, deadenylation-dependent decay.